AUGUCUGGCCGAGGAAAGACAGCCGCCUCAAAGUCCAAAACUACAGUUUCCAGGUCUGUGCGAGCGGGCAUCACCUUCCCAGUUGGCCGCAUCCACAGGCUGCUGAGGAAGGGCAACUAUGGCAAACGUGUGGGCAAUGGAGCUGCAGUCUACCUCUCCGCCAUCUUGGAGUACCUCUGUGCUGAGAUCCUGGAGCUAGCGGGCAACGCCAGCCACGACAACAAGAAGCACCGCAUCACCCCUCGCCAUAUUCUGCUGGCGGUGAAGAACGAUGAGGAGCUCAACAUGGUACUGGCUGGUGUCACCAUUUCAGAUGGUGGUGUGAUCCCCAAUAUCCAAGCGGUGCUUCUUCCCAAAAAGACCAAGGCCCCAAGAGAGGACGGCACUACUAAAGAUGUUCAGUCACAAGAAUUUUAA
Molecule: messenger RNA, 417 nt
Organism: Phycodurus eques (leafy seadragon)
Lineage: Eukaryota; Metazoa; Chordata; Actinopteri; Syngnathiformes; Syngnathidae
Product: late histone H2A.2.2-like
Exons: 1
Coding region: 1-417 (138 amino acids)
Cellular component (GO): nucleosome
Molecular function (GO): protein heterodimerization activity; structural constituent of chromatin; DNA binding
Source: RefSeq, a predicted model, not a curated record